UGAUUGGUUGGAAUCUUACCCGAGUUUUGAUUUGUUUGAUGCAGAUGCUUUUUUUUUUUUUUAACGAAGAUUCUUCUGAAAUAGUUUAACAUGCUUAUAAACGCACACACAAAACUGUGGUGGUAUGUUAGUGGUGACAGAGACGAUCGCCAUUUUGUUGUCGAGGAAUUUGUGGCUUUCAGCAGCUUGUAACUUUUCCCGAAAAUCAUGCUUGAUGCUGGGAUUUGGAAAUGUCGGAGCAGGAGCUAGCAAGCGAAUGUGGUGCUGAUGUUUUGGUGUCUUUUGGUGAGUCGCUGCACGUCAACACGGCACUGCUGACAGUCGCCACACUUUGUGGAGGACUAUCUGGAAUACUAGCUGCUGCCCUCUUGUACGUGUUCUGCCUGAAGACUUUAAUUUUGACGAGACAGGGUCACAAUGCAAGGAGGCUGCUUGAGCCCGAUGAUGGAGACGUGGAAAACAACACCAGUCAUCAUGCCAGCAACAGCAGAAAGGAGGCGACGAUUGCCGCAACGAAGAACAACAAAGAGGAGAAACGGGCGCCUAUAAAUAGCAAUGUGGCAGCAUUUGCAUCCAAAGCAAAAGUGGUGUACCCCAUCAACCAGAAAUACAGACCUUUAGCAGAUGGAGCCUCCAACCCUUCACUGCACGAGUGCUCCAAGUUAGCAACCAUACCAAAGGAGGACUCGUCCUUGUCCUCCUCAGACGAAGACUCAAUGAGCCAGGAGCUGGACAAUGACUACAGCAGCCAGUUCAUCUCCUCCUCAAUGGUCCCCAAGAGCCUGCAGAACCAGAGCUUUGUUAGGGUUUCCCGUUACCCAUACACGUUGACACAAACAGGCUUUGAAGCAAGGAUCAACCUCCACUGUUUGGCUCUGCAGGAUGUGCAGCAGCUUUACUCUCAACUUCAAGAGGAAACAUACAUUCUAUACCUUCAAAUGGUGAAAAAGAUAUUUUGCAGCCAUUUUCCAAAAGACAAAAAUGAUGCAGACUUCUCCAAACACAUUCUUCAAUUGCAGCAAAAGGAAGUGGAGGAGCUGAAGAAACAGUGGUCAUCCGGCCAUGCUGCCAGCGACGCCACUGCUGAUGCUCCUUGUACUCUGGAGGAAAUGGAGAGAGCCCAAAAGGAUUUCCUAGAACGGAACCUUCAAAUGUCCAGAGGUUUUAGCAAGGUGGUGGAGGAACUGUGCCACGUGAUGAAGACCAGCAGUAGUUUCACUGUGACGGAAGCCCAUGACGCUACUGCCUCUCUCAGCCAAGCUCUGCUUGUGAUGGAAAACCAUCUAAUGAAAGCACAGGACGCAGAACUAAAGCAAAUCCACCAGAAGCUGUUGUGGUGGGAGGAGCUGACAGGGCUCCUCCAAUCCCAGCCUGCCUUGCUGCGGCAGGAAGUGUUUCUGAGGCAAAGCUUGAUGGCUACAACGCUGGAGCAGCUGACCAGUGAAGACGUUUUGACCUUCAGCAGCAUGGACGCAAUACUCUCAGAGAUGCAGCACGCUCUCGCAGAGGGCCUUCAGCAGUGCAGAGAGGAUUACACCCUCAAAACAAAGGAGUCGGUGAUGGAAAAAUGCAGCAAAGCGGAUGGCAAGCGUAAGAAGCUUCGUAGGAGCCAAGCAAAGGAGAGGAGUCGUACGCUGGAGCCCAAACGGGCUCGCAGUGACUCACAGCAGCUGUCAAAGGAGUACCAGGAGCUGCUGUUAAAACAACGCCAGCAGCUUUGGGACUUGGAGCUGCUGCAGGAUGACCGCAUGGCUGAAGAGCUCUGUGACCUUUGGACCAAGCUCCGCAGUGACUGGUCAAAGAGGCUAGAGGAGAAAUCCAAGGACAUCUUUUGUAGGUCCGUUUGCAAGACCAAGGUGUCUGCUGACGGCUGUCACAGCCUGUGGAUGGACGUGCAGCACCAGCUGGCUGCCCAGCAGCAGCAGUUGGAGAGAACCACCAAAUUGCAACUGGAUCAAAUGCGGGCUCAGCUGGAACAAGAGCGACAGGUAUGGACCGAAUCAAUGGCUUUGAUGCACGCCAGCCUCGGUCGUCUGAGUAACCAGCAGAUGAAGAUCCUGCGAAUCAUGGUGCUCAGACAGAGCUACACACUUAGCAGCCAAGCAGGGACGCUGCUGGAGAGGAAAUAUGAGCACCUGCUGGCAUCCGUGCAACGCCACUUCCUGGCCAGACACUUCUGCGUGCACGUGCUCAAAGAGAUGAGGCUGGCCAAGCUGAAGGUUCUCUCUCAGACCGACUUCCGAGCUCUGCUGAUGCAGGAUCCCGCCACGGUCCAGUCCUGUGUUGAUUCCACGCUGAAGACCAGCAGUGCCAGCCUAGCAGAGAGGCAUCUGGGUCCCGAGAGCCAACUGGUGAGCCACAGUUUCCAGCAAGAGUUCCUGUCUGAGCUGGAAACCGGGACCGAGCUGGUUCAGGAUCACGCGCAGCGACUGCUAGGGAACGCCGUCAGCCACGCCAUCCUGCAGCUGAUGGAAGGCCAGGCCUCCGACUCUCAGAACAACCCCAGAAAGGAUGGCGGCUCGAACCAGCAACUCGCAGAGAGCGCCUCGGAAAGCGUGUACGUGACCAAAGAUUCUGUGGCCGCUCUCGUCCAGAGCUACUACUCUCACAUGCAGGAUGUCGCUAAAAACCUGCAACCACGGCGGCCAAACGCAAACCUUGAUGAGACUGAGCAGAACUCCAAAAGCGGUGAGCUGAACAAAGCUCUGCUCGGAGAGCUGGAGAACUGGAGCAGGAAACCCAACUCUGCUAAGUUUCAACAGAGAGUUGAGCUCCAUAAAAGGAAGGUGUUAGAGCAGUGGGAUCUGGAACUGGACGUGGUGUGCCAGGAGCUGAGACAGAGAAAAGUAGCCCAGGAUCAAACCUUAGCAGGGAUCAAUGGGCAGCUUCAGGAGGCGGAAAGAAGCUUCAUCAGCCAGCUGGCGGCCUUGGCUCGGGUUUCUCUCCACCGUCCAGACCCAGAACCCAGCGAUGAAGAUGACAACACAGGGGAUGGUAACGCCUCUAUCAUGGACCUUCUUGCCCGGAACCCAGCGCUGGAUCCGGCCUUGAAUCCGUCGCUGACUCCAACGGUUGUAGCUCCAGCCAUCAUGAAACCAGCAAAGAAGAAGAAAAGGGAGCACGAGUCUCAUCUCAGUUGACAGCAGAUCCUUUUUUAUACCGUAUGUCUUGUAAUGUAUAUCUUCUAACGUCGAUCUCCUCCCCUGACAACACUGCUUCUGUUGCUGUUUAAAUAAAAAUGAUGUAGUCCUAGA
This is a messenger RNA of Doryrhamphus excisus (bluestripe pipefish), 3254 nucleotides long. RefSeq names its product EvC ciliary complex subunit 1 (gene evc). Lineage: Eukaryota; Metazoa; Chordata; Actinopteri; Syngnathiformes; Syngnathidae. The record is from RefSeq and is a predicted model, not a curated record. Gene Ontology annotation, cellular component: ciliary membrane; plasma membrane protein complex. Gene Ontology annotation, biological process: smoothened signaling pathway.